UCAGAGGAGAAAAGCAGAGAAGGGGAGAGCUGUUCCCUCUCUCUGUUUCUGUUUGGCACAGAGACUCCCUCCUCUCUGUCUCUCACUGGUUUAACAUCCAGGUAAAGCUUCUCCCACUUUCAUCUCCUUCCGGACCGGAUCCCGCCGUGGAUCAGCUAUAAGGACCACAGCAUCCUCUGUGCUGCACUCCGCCCGGCAUCGUCAGCUGUUGCUCAAUGAGAGAGUGGGAUAGUGAAGGGGAACACAGAGGCCGGACUAUGCAGCUGAUUACCAAACGGUAACGUGCUUCAUCACCCCUGCAGGUCGAUUGGAUGCGAGCGGAGCUGCUUGACGAAUCCCCGAGUGUUUUCUGCCUUUUGUCGGUGCCGGAGGAGCUGUGCCAAUGGAGAAGGCAACUCCGCCACCUCACACCCAGCCACAGCCCCAGCCCCAGCUCCAGCUGUCCAUAGCGAAGAGUGAAAGUCCGGCCGAGGACAUCUCAGGUCUGACGGACGAGGAUCUGCUCAGGUGGACCAAAGAGGAGCUGGUGCGCCGGCUGAGGCGGUCUGAGGCCGAUAAGAUGAGCGUGAUUCUAGACCACGGGAAUCUCAUCCGAGAGGUCAACCGCAGCCUCCAGCUGCACCUAAACGAGAUCAGGGGGCUGAAGGACAUCAACCAGAAGCUGCAAGAGGACAAUCGUGAGCUGCGGGACUUAUGCUGUUUCUUAGAUGAUGACCGUCAGAAAGGAAAGCGUGUGUCAAGGGAGUGGCAGCGUCUGGGACGGUACAGCGCCAGCAUCAUGCGCAAGGAGGUGACUCUUUAUCUGCAGAAGCUCAAGGAGUUGGAGUUCAGACAAGAGGAGGUGAUCCGGGAGAAUCUGGAACUCAAGGAGCUCUGCCUGUUGCUGGAUGACGAGAAGGGGGUUUUGGGUGGAGGAGGGGGUGUUAUAGGGGGAGGUGGAAAUGGAGGAGGUGUGGGGAUGGGAGGAUGCCGCAACUCAAUAGACAGCCAGAACAGCUUGCUGCUGGUACCAGGGCAGGGGCUUCUCAUGAGAGACGUGGGGGAUGGGAGCAGCACCUCGAGUGCAGGGAGCGCUGACAGCUCGGACCAUCCUCACCAAAAACAGGCUCCCCUCUCUGCAGGAGUGGGCUGUGUUGGAAGCAGUGGGGAAAAAGGCAGCCCUGAACUUUUGCACAAACCCAGGUGUAGCAGCAUCAGUGGAACAGGCGGAGCAGAAAGAGAUGUGUCCAGUCCUGAGCUCCCGGCUGGGCGCCACCGGAGCACGAGCCUUGAGUAUCCUUACACGCUGCCCCAGUUCUGCCGACCCCGCUGUGGCUCCAUAUCCGUCCCGGAUCACAGUCGGGUCAUGCGGGGCCUGAGCCCGGAAAAAUACGGGCGGAACAUAGGCCAUCGCAGCCCGGAGCAGCAUCCCAAGCACCACACUUCGGAUCUAAUUCUGGGCCAAAGGCAGCACUUCCUGGGUCAAGGAGGCAGCGGGGAGCUUUAUCAGAAGUACAAGAGGAGCAGUAUUAGCACCACGGGCUGUGGGAGUCCCGAGCCCCGGCAUGCACAUUUGGGGGUCAGCGAGCAUCACGAAAAGGGCUGCAUGGUCCACAGUGGCAGCCCUGAAACUCACAGGCACCAGUACAGUGUGAGCCCGGACCACUCAAAGUUUGGCAGCCCUGUGAGGGAGGGGCAGAGGAGGCCAGCAGGUGAUGAGCUGUCACCACACCAUCGGAGCAUCUACAAUGGCAUGAACGGUAGCUUUGAUAUCAGCAGGCUGCUGCACCAACAACUGCAGAAAUGUCAAGCUAUGGGACAGCUUUGAUGCCUCCUCUUGACAACUCGGGCACCCAUGCCUCUGCAAAGAAAGAGGGGUGGUAGUGGGGCAGCCCUCCCGUGACUCUGGGCUUGACAGACUUCAGGGCCUCUGGAAGCCACCCUCCAUGGCUCCGGACUGUUUGUAGUCCCAGACCUCUUCCAUGUGCACAGCCCUUAAAACAGCCUGCCUCCAUGUUUUCAUUUCUACAUAUCAAGAGUUUGAGUGGAUGUGGAAUGGGAGGGUUUCUUCUGUUUUUGAUGAGAAUGCUAAUGAUUAUUUGGAAGACCCAUGAGGACUGCCAUGGUUAAAUGGAUCAGAGUCGACAUCUCUCAAUGCCAGCUGCAUUAUCGCUAACUCCUGGAGAGAACACAGGGAGGGUGGAUGGGGAUCGGGGACUUUGCACUGUUUGUGCUGCUACCCUCUGUUUACAAAUGUAGAUUAUGAUUGGAGAAGCACACGAAACUUUCAAUACAUUGUUAAGUCACUUCUUUUCCCACACUGUUUGCUCUCUCCCUUACCCCCGCUCUCUCUGUCCUCCACCUAAUCUUUAGCAAUUUAUUACCUUCAACAUGUUUAACGAGACUGCUGUAAUCUAAUGUUCUAAAUCUCAGUCUCCAAAUCCAGACGAUUACUAGGCCGUCAUCAAUACUCGUCAAAACAUCACCACUCUGGCCAUUUGAACUCAAUGUAAAAACACAUUUUUUUCUCAAAGAUAAUAUGGCAAAGAAAAAAAAAAACAACUCUUCCUGUGUCUUAAACCAAGUUGGUCAACAUUACUAGCUGCUGACAGAUGUUCUAGUUCUACAAAAUGCAAUGAUCAGGUGUAAUUUUUCUUUUUUGUAUUAUCUUAUGCUCCCUUAAAGCGCCUAUAUUGAAGCUGGGUAGAAGGUGAUAUGUUGUCUAUAUUGCUUUUUUUGUUUGUUUGUUUUUUACAAGGAAGUGACGUCCAAGUAAAAAGUAGAUUAUUGGAUUAGUUUUCUAUAUAUCUCUACAUACAAAUAUAAUAUGAUUAUUAUUUUUGACUUACUGGUAUUAGAACUAUUAUAUGAAAAUGCAUAUGGUAUAUCAAAUAAUAAACAGAAGUGUUUAUCUAAAA
Molecule: messenger RNA, 2897 nt
Organism: Girardinichthys multiradiatus
Lineage: Eukaryota; Metazoa; Chordata; Actinopteri; Cyprinodontiformes; Goodeidae
Gene: ccdc85al
Product: coiled-coil domain containing 85A, like
Exons: 4
Coding region: 383-1807 (474 amino acids)
Source: RefSeq, a predicted model, not a curated record